GCCCAACACCACCGUCGUCUAGACAACAAGGCAGUCACAUCCGAGUAAGAGAACGACAUAGUAUGAUUUUACUUACUCUUGUGAGAAAUGGCGGCAGAUUCCGACAUUUUUGCACAGCUUCCGUUGAGAAACCGGCCUUCCUUGUCUCGAAUCAGUUGAAUGAUCAACUGAAGUUUCUCGUCGGCUCCGGAAACCUGCAGGAUGCUCGCCAAGUGUUCGAUAAAACGCCUCACAGAGAUGUCUAUUCAUGGACAACAAUCAUUCAGGGAUACAUAGCUGCAACAAACUACGACGAAGCACUCCUUCUCUUCUCUGCAAUGCACGUCGAUGAUCCUCGUGUCUCCGCCGACUCCCACGUGCUAAGUGUUGCACUCAAGGCUUGUGGUCAAACUUCCAACUCUUCAUUCGGAGAAUCUUUACACGCUUUUGCACACAAAACUCAUCUCCUUAGCGAUGUCUACGUGGCAAGUUCUUUAUUGAAUUUGUACAAAGGAACUAAAAUGAUCGACAAGUGUUGCAGACUUUUCAGCGAAUUGCCUUACAGAAACACAGUCACAUGGACAACCAUCAUCACGGGACUUGUUCACGCCCGUCGUCAUAAGGAAGGCCUUAUGUACUUCUCGGAGAUGUCGAGGUUCGAAGGACUACCCGACACUUUCACGUUUGCGAUCGCCUUGAAGGCUUGCGCCGGUCUGCGCCAAGUUAUAUACGGACGGGGGAUUCAUACUCAUGUGAUACUGAAAGGCUUCGUCGCCGUCCUCGACGUGGCUAACUCCCUCUUCACGAUGUACACCGAAUGCGGGGAGAUGCAAGACGGGCUGCGUUUGUUUGAGAGUAUGAAAGAGAGGGAUGUGGUCUCGUGGACGAGCCUUAUCACUGCUUAUAGUCGUAUAGGUCAAGAAGAAAACGCGGUGAACACUUUCUUGCAGAUGAGAAACUCUGACGUACGUCCUAAUGAACAAACGUUUGCGUCUGCGUUUGCUGCUUGCGCGAGUCUUUCUAGACUUGUCUGGGGCGAGCAGCUCCACUGUAAUGUUCUCUCUCUAGGGCUAGGAGAUUAUUUGUCAGUGAGCAACUCGAUGAUGAACAUGUAUUCGACGUGCGGCGAGUUGGUCUCUGCUUCUGUUCUGUUUCGAGGAAUGAGAUGCAGAGACGUCAUUUCGUGGAGCACGAUCAUCGGAGGUUACUCUCAAGGCGGCUUUGCGGAAGAAGGUUUUGAGUAUUUCUCGUGGAUGAGACGAUCAGGGACGAAACCUACGGAUUUUGCUCUCGCGAGUUUGCUGAGCGUUUCGGGGAACUUGGCGGUUCUUGAGCAAGGCAGGCAAGUUCACGCGCUUUCACUUUAUCUCGGUUUAGAACAGAGCCCCACUAUACGUAGCGCGCUGAUUAAUAUGUACUCGAAAUGUGGAAGUAUCGUAGAAGCUUCCAAGGUAUUCGAAGAAACAGAUAGAGGAGCUGACAUCGUUGCUUUGACGGCUAUGAUCAACGGAUACGCAGAACAUGGAAAGAGCAAAGAAGCGAUCGAUCUGUUUGAGAAGAGUCUAAACGUUGGUUUCAGACCCGACGCUGUAUCUUUCAUCAGCGUUCUCACCGCUUGCUCUCAUUCGGGUCAGCUUGGCCUAGGUUUCCACUAUUUCAACUUGAUGCAAGAGAAGUACAACAUGAGUCCAGCCAAGGAACACUAUGGUUGUAUGGUUGAUCUGUUAUGCCGAGCAGGACGGCUAUGCGAAGCAGAGAGGAUGAUCGACGAGAUGCCGUGUGAGAAGGAUGAUGUAGUAUGGACCACGCUUCUCAGAGCGUGUACUGCCAAAAGAGACGUUGAAGUUGGAAGAAGGGCGGCGGAGAGGAUUCUAGAGGUGGAGCCUACUUCUUCUACGGCACUUGUAACGCUAGCCAAUAUAUAUUCAAGCUUAGGGAAGUGGAAAGAGGCUGCAGUUGUGAGGAAGAGUAUGAAAUCAAAAGGCGUGAUCAAAGAGCCAGGAUGGUCUUCAAUUUUGAUCAAGGAUCGGGUUUCAGCUUUUGCAUCUGGCGGUCGUUCCCAUCCACAAAGUGAAGAUAUAUACAGUGUGUUGGAAUUACUAGUAUCUGUUGCUGAGCGUCUUAGAUACGGUUGUGAGAUGAAGAGAGAUUCCGAGCCAAUUCAAAUUUUGUGAUCCUUAGUUCUAAUAUGUUCCGGACAUCCCUUAUAUAUUAUUUGAGAAACAUUGCAACA
Brassica rapa (field mustard) is the source of this 2212-nucleotide messenger RNA. RefSeq names its product putative pentatricopeptide repeat-containing protein At3g47840. The record is from RefSeq and is a predicted model, not a curated record. Gene Ontology annotation, molecular function: protein binding; RNA binding. Gene Ontology annotation, biological process: RNA modification. Gene Ontology annotation, cellular component: intracellular membrane-bounded organelle. Lineage: Eukaryota; Viridiplantae; Streptophyta; Magnoliopsida; Brassicales; Brassicaceae.